UCAACCCCGUAUAACAAACAAUUUCUCCCCUGCGAGGAUCCCAAUAGCCGACCUAGAAGAUUUGAACUUAACAUGUACUGGUGUCUCAUAUUCGGAUCCAACACCAACAUGGAAGAAAGAUGGAAAACAUGUGUCAGUAAACACUAGUAUAUCCAUAGAAAAUGGCCAGACAUCUACAGGUAUUCCUACCAGCACAUUGAUCUGGAGAAAGGUUCCUCUGGAAGCAAGUGGAAUGUAUACAUGUCAGUUUGCUGGGGUUGGAGAAGACACAGAAGAAAUAUAUAUAAUGAAAGCGGAAACUGUCAAUGUUCAAGUGUCUCCAUUUUCUGCGGUAAACCUGACUUGCACUGUUUUUAAUUGGCAGCUGUAUGAAGGUCCUCAGUUUUACAAGAAUAAUACUCUUCUGGAUGCAAAUAACAACAACUAUGAGCAGUCAGAUGAAAUAACCACUUUGAACAGAGGCAUAAGCCAGGGGAAAGUUCAUUCUUUCAAGAUUCUGAAUGCCACUAAAUAUGAUGGUGGUAAAUACACAUGUAUGGUAACAGUGAGAUAUGGUAAAAACAAUGGAAAUACUGAGCAUCUUAGAAGUGACUUCAUUUUAACUGUGUCUGAGUCUUCAGAUGUCACAAGAGGUGGUGGAAUAAGUUGGCAAAAGAUGCACAUUACCGGUUUCUUCAUAAUCUCACUGCUGUCUCAAGCACUAGGAUAUUUGAUUUUGUAAUGUAACAGCUACAUGUACGUAUGCAUGUUUGCAUGUAUGUUUCUUUGCUUUUUUUUUUAAUCCUGCAAAGCAGUAUCAAGAUAUGAGUGGAGAGUGGUGGAAUUCAUUUUAGUUAGAACUGUUUCUCCCCCUCCCCCUCUUUUUGUUAUAUAAUGGUGUAUACCUGAUGUCACAGUUGUACUUUCACACCAAAAGUGGUCAUUAUGUUAAUUGACACUUUUGAGAAUACUGGUAAUUUUCAUUGUAAACCUGCCACA
Molecule: messenger RNA, 978 nt
Organism: Lingula anatina
Lineage: Eukaryota; Metazoa; Brachiopoda; Lingulata; Lingulida; Lingulidae
Source: RefSeq, a predicted model, not a curated record